Messenger RNA from Labrus bergylta (ballan wrasse), 2508 nucleotides. Its product is annotated as hyaluronan and proteoglycan link protein 1. Lineage: Eukaryota; Metazoa; Chordata; Actinopteri; Labriformes; Labridae. Gene Ontology annotation, molecular function: hyaluronic acid binding. Gene Ontology annotation, cellular component: synapse; perineuronal net. Gene Ontology annotation, biological process: central nervous system development; skeletal system development; cell adhesion. The record is from RefSeq and is a predicted model, not a curated record.
AGUAGCACCACCGGCGGCUGCUGCACAAAGACAGAUAGAGGGACAGCUAGAUGAAUUCAAAUUAAAGGAGAAAUAAAUGCUAAGCUAAAAUUUACCUUAAAAUAUUUAAAAGUUUGAUAACUAAGUUGCUUUUUUUAAGUUUUAUUUUUCCCCUUGUGUGAAAAAAAGAGAAAAUGACGAGUCUGCUGUGCAUCACGAUAUUUGUGCUGACUGUGGCAAGCAAUGCAUACAGCCAGGCAACAUCUCCUCCCUUAACACCAAUAGUUAUGGUUUUUGCCGACCUAGGCUCCAAUGUCACCCUGCCUUGCCAGCUCUUGUCCAAGGACGAUGGUCACAUCGGUAUCCGAGUCAAAUGGUCCAAGGUGGCAGAUGACGAGUCCCUGAAUGAGGACGUGCUGCUUGCAAUGGGAUUGCACAGGAGGAGCUAUGGCAACUUUUACAAUCGCGUCUUUCUGCAGGAGCAAGACAAUGAAGAUGCUUCCUUAGUAAUAAAUGAUGUGUCCAUGGAUGACACAGGAAAAUACCGUUGUGAGAUCGUCAACGGGAUGGAAGACACAGUGCAAGAGUUCCUCUUGGAAAUUAAAGCUGCUGACCUUAAUGGUGUUGUGUUCCCAUACAACCCCCGUGUUGGCCGGUACAACAUGAACUUCCAGGAAGCUUUUCAAGCCUGUGAGGACCAAGAUGCUGCGAUCGCCACCUAUGAUCAGCUGUUUGAAGCCUGGAAGGAUGGUCUGGACUGGUGCAAUGCUGGAUGGUUGGCUGAUGGUUCAGUGAAGUAUCCAAUCAUCAAAUCCAGAGCUCCUUGUGGUGGGGCCAACAAUGAGCCUGGUGUCAGAAGCUAUGGCCUCCCUGACAAAAACUCUAGCCGCUUUGACGUGUUCUGCUAUGCUUCUGCACUCAAGGGACAUUUCUAUUGGCUGGUGCAGCCCGACAGGCUGACCUUUGCUGAGGCAAUGCAGGCAUGUGUCGAUGAUGGUGCAGAGAUCGCUAAGGUUGGCCACAUGUAUGCCGCCUGGAAGCUUGAGGGCUACGAUCGCUGCGAUGCUGGAUGGUUGGCUGACGGAAGUGUUCGCUACCCCAUCUCCAGGCCUCGUAAGAACUGCAGCCCAACAGAAGGUGCAGUGCGCUUCCUCGGUUUCCCAGACAAAAGAGUUAAGUCUUAUGGCGUCUACUGUUACAAAGAUAAGCAGUGAGAGGGUAGAUAGAAGUAACGAAAACCAUAACCACCAAAGAGCUGCAGCAACCACAUCCAAUAAUGUCAUCUAUAAAGCAUUAAAGCUUUGGAUUGUAACUAGCAUGAACUCAAUACCUUUCUGAAACUGUGAUAACCAUUUUUUGUAGCCAUUAAGUUUUGUUUUUCUGUAACUGUGCAUCCAUUAGCAAAAAUACUGUUGAGGAAAAGGCAAUGGUGCCAAUGUAUGAGUGACAUGACAGAGACAAGAACUUGAUGGUUGUUGCACUUCAUCUAAGUUUGUUUUGUCCUCCAUAGAAUGAUUAGAUAAGUGAAGUUGCAGAUUUAAAGAAUUUUUGCCCAUAAAGAGAUUUGCUGCUCUAGAACAGACUCAAGAACAUAAAGGGGCUCCCACUGUUGAGCUAUGGAUAUUUUAUUUUCACUAAUUCAAAUGUUGAAAGGUUUCCAACUUAAGUAGUUGUGACUCAAUUUACAGUUUAAUAAGAAAAUGAAUGUAAUUGUCUUAUUGGGUUGUGUUUUUCUGAAUAAUAGCUACCAUUAGUUCAAUCCCAAUACAUUAUGAAAGACAUUUAUACUUUUGUAACCUCAUGCAGUAGGGUUUUUUUUAACUUUUUUUUUGUACUUCUUUUUUUUUUUUAAAUCGUUUUACUCAUAGACAACGUCUCUUGUUUUUUUUAAUGUUAAUAUUGUUGUUGUUUUUUUUAAAUAACCAAUUCUGUGAUUUUAUUUUUCAAUGUUGUUCACGGUAGUUUUGAGAAAAGUAACAACAGGUGUAUUAAAAAAAACAGCUGCACAUCAGGAAGUUAGUACAUACAGUAUCUCCCUCUUUUGCCCUGAACACAGCCUUUCAUGAAAGUAUAUCUAUCUUUCCAGUGGCACUCUUCUUAUUCGUUAAAUGCCAGAGUAAAGCUAAUGAUCCAUUACACUUCUGAAUGAGGAUUCAUUAAUAUUCAUGGAUCUGAAUACUUUGGACCACUGUUGGCACUGUUGGACAUACAGAGCUGGUUAUUGAAACGUGUGUCUCAUCGAGAAGACAACACCCUUUCAAGUUAUCAGUUACAAUAAAAAAAUGUAACAUUUUACCUUUUUUUACUUUUCUUAAUCCUGGGCACUGACAAAAGUAUUUACUGAAGGUUACAUGUGGUAAUAUGAAGAUGCAUUGUUUGCAAAAACAAAACUUAAAAAUGUCUGUUUUAUUUGUGCAUUUGUACACACCUGUGUAUGAAAAAAUGGUAAAGGUAUUUUUGUAUCUUGCUGCCAUGUACCUUUUUCAACAAGCAGUUUGAAAUAAAAUAUACAACGCUCAAAUAAAUAUA